GUACGGUUUGCUGGGCGACGGCGUCAAUCUGGCCGCCCGACUGAAGAGCCUCAACACGCGCUAUGGCACGCAGCUGUUGGUGAGCUCCGAAACGUUGCAGUCCAGCAUUGGGGAGCUCUUCGUGGCCCGGACCAUCGGCAAGUUGGUAUUGAAAGGUCGCACCAUGCCCACACAUACGUUGGAGGUGAUUGGCCGAAAAGGCCACAUCCCGCAAGACUUGGAACAAGCUGCGGAGUUUCACGAAAACGGCUUUACACUUUUUUCGGAGGGCCGCUUCGAAGAAGCCAAGGUCCUCUUUGAGCAGGCGAACUCGGUUUUCUGUGAGUACGACGAGGGGGCGGUUCCCCAGGACAAGCCCUCCGCGCUCCUGUGCGACAUGUGUAAUAUGUACGUGAAGAAUCCACCCCCUAUGGACAAGUGGGAUGGCUCGGAGCACUUGAAUAAGAAGGCCUGGUAG
Molecule: messenger RNA, 457 nt
Organism: Symbiodinium sp. CCMP2592
Lineage: Eukaryota; Dinophyceae; Suessiales; Symbiodiniaceae
Source: the annotation of a GenBank genome assembly